GGCUGCAGUGCGACGCCUGAAAUUGUCGCAUGUUCAGCGUUUAUCACAGGACAGGUCUUGCGAAUCCGAACGAAAAAUUGAGCUUGCGACUCGUAAAGUCUGUCUCGAAUAGAAAUCGCUUCUGAAAACGGUUCUCAUACCAGUUAAAGUCAUUCUGCGAUUGCGUAAACGUAGGCGGUUAAGGUAUUGUAAGGCAGUUGUUUGUCCACUUCCAUUCACGUAAAUUAACUUCAAUCUCGGUUUUUCUUAGAAAUAGAAGAAAGAAGUAAAAAGAGAUUAAAGUUAUUUGCAUUGAAAUAAACUUGUAAGUGCGUCUUACAACCGCUUAAGAUUACGCGAUUGUAAAACGGCCUUACGGACUUAUCUCGUGCCGCGACCCUCCUGUUGCCAUCGCGAUAAAUAUUAACGCGAAGAGAUAAUAGGAAGGAGAUUUGAAGCAAACAAUGGAGUCUGAAUCCAGGCGCAAGGGUCCUAGAAGCCCUAGCGCCGAUUCGGACGAUUCCUCGCAUGCCAGAAGAAGAAGAAAAUAUGAUCGAUCACCAUCUCCAAGACGGAACCGAUAUCGUCGGUCUCGCUCCAGAGACAGAAGGUCUCGGUCGAGUUCCAGAGAUAGAAGAAGAAAAGAUUCUAGCAGAUCGCAAGACUGGAAACCACCACAAGCUUCGCCAUCCCAACCGCCAAGUUCUGUACCUGCUCCAAGCAAUUCUGCUAGUUAUGUUUCAGCAGUGCACAAUCAAUACCAGGCACCCCCACCAAACACAAGUCAGCCACCACCACCUAUUUCUGCUUACAACCAGGGCUAUAACAAUUACGGUUACAACUAUGGUCCGGGUUAUGACUAUAGUUAUCAACAACCUGCUGGCUAUCGAAGUGAUUACCCGCCGCCCAACUGGCAAGGGAGUCAAGUGUCAUAUAACAAUCAGCAAGCACCGCCACCUCCUUCUUUGACACCGCAACAAGAAUCGUCGAGGCCGAUUGAUAGCGGUUCUUCUGGCUUAGUGACAUCCUUAACGACGAGACCCGACGAUGUCAGGCAAAAAGAAGCAAUCGCAGCUGAGGUGAAACAACAGAAAGCAACAUUAGCCAAGCAACGAGAAGAAUAUGUUAAGAAAUCUGCCACGUUACAACGUGAACUGGAAAUUCUGCGUCAGCAAUGUGACGAGAUAAGCAAGGAGGGCGGCCGCGAAAAUAAUCGAAUUUUAAAGGAAAAUCAGAAAUUGCAGGUUGAAAUACAAAAUAAAAUGAAGUCUAUUCACAAUGUCAUUGAUAUGCUCACUGGUAUUAUUGGUGACAAAGUUACUGUGGAUGAUCUGAAGAGCAAGUUUAAGCUAGAAUUGAGUAAGCGUUCGAGAAGUCCAAAGGAGGACUUUCCGAAAGGGAAGUCUCCUUCGCCUGACAGAUCGUCCGAUUCGGAUAAAGAAGCCGGAAGAGCGGAGAGAGAGAGAGAAAGAAGAUCAUCAGAGGAUAAGCCAAUGUACAAUUUCGUUCACUACGAUCCUGAAAUGCAUUGGUGUAAAGUCUGCGAUAUCUUUCCUAAAACAGCAAAGGAAUAUUUAAAUCAUCUACAUACCAAUGAACACAGAGAGGCUUGUUUAGAACGCAAGAUUGUUGAUAUGCCAUGGCAUGAGCGAAAUGGCGAAGGGACAGAAAAAGAAGUACCCUUUUAUCACGGACUACCGACGAAAAGAACACCCAUUAAAGGUCUACAGUUCUUCAGUGCAGCAACGGCUUGGUAUUGCAAACUUUGCGACUCCUGGAUAGGGGAUCUUCAUUGUGCUAGUCUGCAUUUGAAAUCUAAACGCCAUUCUGAGAAUUUUUCCCGUUUCGUGGAACAAAAUCCGCAUUGGGAAACAGAUUGGAUGGCCGAUAGAGAAAAGGCGUUCUCUGAGGAAAAACACAAGCAGAUACAGUUGGAAUUACAGAAACAGAAAGAUGACGACCCUCCAAUAAAAUCGAAGAAAUCGAAGAAGAAUAAGAAAAAAUCGAAAAAAGCCAAGAAACGCAGAAAUAGAAGUAGUGCCAGUGAUACAUCGAGUGAAUCAGAAAAUACUGAUACAGAAUCCGAUCAGGAUACUACCAAGAGUAUACGUGUGGCAAUGCGGAACAAGAUGAAAGCAUCCACGCAGGCGAUUUUGAAUGAGGAGAUAGAUUAUCAGCGUUUAAAAUUAAAAGGACACUGGUCGAAAACAUCGUCGCAGAUUAAUCAGUCACCGUUGCCCGAGCAACAUCCGUCGGAAGCGGAUGAUAGACAACUCUUGAAUUCAAUCAGAGACAAAUUGAAGGCCAAACAAGAGGAAGAGAUGAAAAGCCGCAAAGUAAAUCAAGAAAAAAUCGAAGAAGACGAAAAUGACUUACGGCAGAACGUUUAUUCAAAGAAAUCAGAGGACUUAGAGGCUUGGGGCCCAAAGGAGCCACCUAAGCCUUUCUGGAUAAAGAAGGAAGAGGAGAAGCAGUCUCAGCCAAUCACGCCGAAUAAACCGAUUGAAUUGCCGAAACCAGAAGAGAUGCCGAAGCCACAUAUGGGAUUUUGGACUAAACAGCAAGUAAAUAUGACAGUGAAACCGCCUGAAAGUAAGUCAGUUGAAAAAGAGGAGGAUAGAGAUCGCGAUAGAGAUCGUUACAAAGAUGAUCGCAAGUAUAGCAGAUAUGACAGAAGAAGUCGACGUGACAGAGAUCGGGAUAGGGACAGAGACAGGGACCGUGAUUACUACGACGAUCGUCGAAAGAGAGAUAGAGACAGAGAUAACAACGAUUCUCCAAGACGUGAUAGAAGUUGGCGCGAUAGCAGUCCCAAAAGAGGUUAUGACAAAUAUAGCAAGGAUAGACGUGAUAAUGACAAUUCAUCAAACGACGAAUCUAAGUUUGACAAGAAAUCAAGCGAGAAAUCAAAGAAAGGUACCGUUUCAGGCAAGAAAUCCGCACCGCAAGUAGCAGCCAAGGGCAAAUUACCAUUCAUCGGCAGACUACCUUUAUUUAAGAAGAAGGCUGAAGAGCCGAAGUUACCGGAAAAGGACAUUGCUCCAUUGCCUUAUCAACAAAGCAAAUUUGAGGAUACGCCAAAAGUACCUAAUGAAAUUAUCAAUCCACCCGGUGUUGUGCACAUUACCAAGUUAGCUACCCCUUUAAACUUGAAUAACAGCAACACUACGACUUCACUGACAGGCAAAACUAACAAUCAGCCUAUGAAGAUUCUAGUGGCACCUCCUCCUCCCGUCCUAAACGAAAACAAACCGACUCCGCAGGUGGUUGACAUGGAGAUAGAUGAUCAGUCGGAGGAAACAGUCAUAGAAGAGCAACCAAUAGUCGAGCAACAAAAACAGCAGCAGCAAACUUCGAACGUGUCGAAAUUACCGUUACCCCCACAUCCACCGCCUCCACUGAACAGACCACCACCCAGCUUCACUCCGAGUCAGCAACAGCAAUCAGCACAGAAUAGACCGUCGGCGCAAAGUGCACCAUCGACGCCGCACUUUACGCCAAAUCGACCACCUCCGCCGUUCAUGUCAAAUCCACCGCCAUUCGUUCAGUCAUCACCGAGAUUCCCGCCUCGUCAAGCUGUACCGCCUGCUACCUUCAUGUCGCAGCCGCCACCAAACGCGAACUUCGUGCAGAAUCAUCAGAAUCCGUCGCAGCCGCCGAUACCAGUAGUAGAUUCGGGUGCUGUGCCACCACAUUCUGAUGUAGCCGACAUACCGGAACCAUCGGAGAAGCGUCCAGCAGAUCCGAGCAUUCCAUUGCCGGAUGAUUUACAAGAGGCGCUCAAUAUAAUCUUUCCUAAAGAGGAGACAGCGGAGACCAAACAGCAACAGCAGAACCAACAGGAGUCUAAUAUUAUGUAUUCUUCAAUGUACAGUAUGUUGGGCUGUGUAGGAUAUGGUCCUGAGUACAUGGAUCAACCGCCACCCGAGAUUAUGCAAGAGGCAGAAGCGGACACGCAACCCGGACCUGAUGAUUUACGCAUGUUGGGCAUUGACGAGGGAGAUACAAUCUUGUAAAUUACGCUUGCGAUCUAUGGAUUUAUUAUCGAUAUAUGGCGCCCUGUUAAUGAUUCACAUGCAGAAAAAGAAAUUAUAUUCCGUGAUAGGAAGGAUUGAGUUAUUAUCUAUUCACUUAUUGUUCAUUUCAAUAUAUAUUUUGAUAGAUUUUUUUUUUAAUUUCAUGUGUUUCGAAAUCGAAUGUGAUAAAAAAAAAGGAAAAAAAACAACUGUACGAUAAAGAGAAAGAGAUGAUCCUGAAAUACACUAUAGAAAAAAAAUAAGCCAGAGCUAUGAUACGUGAAACGCGCAUAAAUCUGGUACCAGUUUAAGCGUGUACGAUCUGUAAAGAUUACUUAACGAUAUAUAGUAGAAUUUACAAAUUGUCCGUUAGAUUAUAAGGUUUGUUAGCUCGUUAACAUUACUGUCCCUCUUUUUAUUUAGUAAUAUAUUUUCGUCAAUUUUGUUUUAAGAAUUCAUAAAUACACUAUUGCACAAUCGGUAUCACAUCUUGACAUUAAUGAUGACAACGAUUAAUGUAUGAUACAGUUUUGAAUUUCAUCUCUAUUUCUUGAUAAAAGUUAUAAAGAGCAUUUGUUGAAAAUCAAUAAAUCUGAAUGUUAUGGAAUGUUAUCAGUGCAUAAGUAAAAAAAAAGAGAUAUGUGUGUAAUAUCAAUAAAAAAAAAACACAAUUUCACAUUGUGUAUCAA
Solenopsis invicta (red fire ant) is the source of this 4684-nucleotide messenger RNA. RefSeq names its product zinc finger matrin-type protein CG9776. Gene Ontology annotation, molecular function: nucleic acid binding; zinc ion binding. Gene Ontology annotation, cellular component: nucleoplasm. Bases 444 to 3995 code for a protein of 1183 amino acids. Lineage: Eukaryota; Metazoa; Arthropoda; Insecta; Hymenoptera; Formicidae. The transcript is spliced from 9 exons. Gene Ontology annotation, biological process: positive regulation of DNA-templated transcription; negative regulation of DNA-templated transcription. The record is from RefSeq and is a predicted model, not a curated record.